Messenger RNA from Kwoniella botswanensis, 348 nucleotides. RefSeq lists its product as uncharacterized. The transcript has 4 exons. The coding region runs from base 1 to 348 and encodes 115 amino acids. The record is from RefSeq and is a predicted model, not a curated record. Gene Ontology annotation, biological process: cellular respiration. Lineage: Eukaryota; Fungi; Basidiomycota; Tremellomycetes; Tremellales; Cryptococcaceae. Gene Ontology annotation, cellular component: mitochondrial intermembrane space.
AUGGAUUUGUCAUACAAUCUGGUAGCUUCAAAAUGCGCCGAACAGAUGGCCAAAUAUCAAGAUUGUGUUCUGAGGAACCAAGCAGGAGAUUGGAAUUCGAUAUGUAGACCUGAAGGAAAGGCUUUAGCUGCAUGUGCCGAUGCGAGCGUACCACACCUCGCCGAACUGAAAAACUCAUGCUCCAAACAGAUAUUCACCUACAGGCAAUGUUUAGAUAAACACGCCUCACAGCCCGACGAGGUGAUAGGUGAGAAAUGUGGUGGGCUAAUGAAAGAUCUUUGGGAAUGCAGUGAAAGGACGAUGAAUAAUAUAGAAGAGAGGGAGAAGGGAAGUAGUAAAUUGGUAUAG